AUGGGGAGAGUUCCAAAAGAAACUGAAAAUGGAUUUGCAAGUCUCAUCAUAAAUUCACUCCUUUCUCAGACCUGUAGCAUUACAAAACUAUGGGAUAUUGACAUUUUAGAUAUAAGAGAUCCUAUAGAGACAAAGUCGAGAAAAGAGUUAGAGACAGCAGCAUUGGAUUAUUUUCAGAAAACAGUCACGAAUAAUGAAAAUGGGCGUUAUGAAUUUCAUUUGCCAUGGUUGGAAACUAAAGAUUAUCUCCGGCAAAAUAAGUCCGUUGCUGAAAGAAGAUGCAUUUCAACUUCAAUGAAGCUCAAAGCUGAAGGCAGAUACGAAGAUUAUGAUGCAGUUUUUAAGGAUUGGGAUGACUCUAAAAUAAUCGAAUUGGUGCCAGAAGCGGAAAUCGGGGAAUCUUCUCACUACCUACCACACAGAGGAGUUUUUAAGGAACAUUCUACUGCUCGUGUCAGGCCAGUUUUUGAUGACUCUUCCCAUGAAAAAGGUUUUCCUUCGCUGAAGGACUGUCUUGAAAAGGGACCUAAUCUUUUGGAAGAAAUACCACCAUUGUUAAUGAGAUUUCGGAUGGACAACAUUGGUGCAGUAUCAGACAUUAAGAAGGCCUUCCUGUAA
Messenger RNA from Parasteatoda tepidariorum (common house spider), 618 nucleotides. RefSeq lists its product as uncharacterized. The record is from RefSeq and is a predicted model, not a curated record. Lineage: Eukaryota; Metazoa; Arthropoda; Arachnida; Araneae; Theridiidae.